This is a messenger RNA of Naegleria lovaniensis, 1878 nucleotides long. RefSeq lists its product as uncharacterized. The record is from RefSeq and is a predicted model, not a curated record. The transcript has a single exon. The coding region runs from base 1 to 1878 and encodes 625 amino acids. Lineage: Eukaryota; Heterolobosea; Eutetramitea; Acrasida; Naegleriidae.
AUGAACCAUUCCAGUUUUGUAUUUGGAGCAAAAUUCACUCCUAGAUCAAAAGAUAUUCUUCGAUACCACGAUUUACAGCAAGGUAUUGAAUCCAGCAAUGUGUAUUCUGUACAUGGAGUAACCUUUGUUGGUAUGGACAUCUCCAAACUUGAAAAGAUCAAUCACGUUUUUAACCUGCAAACUGAUGUAAUUUUUGUGAUAGGCCUUAACGACUAUGAACUAAUUGAUGAAAAUGGCGAAAAUAGAUUAACCGUAUGCGUUUCACAGUUUCGAAAGAUUUGCGAAAUGAUCAAGACUCAAUUUUUAGAACACAAAUCGCCACUCAAACGUCUGACAUUGGUUUUGAAUAAGUUCGAUACAUUUAUGCAGAAAGCUAAAUCAUCCACAGAUACCUUUUUACGGUUAGAACUUUAUCAUCCAGAAAUAUUCACCUAUUACGGCACUACAAACGGAACUGCCGCUCAUGUCAUUCGUGCCAUCAUUGACUAUUUUGUAAAUAUUUAUGACUCUUACUUUAGAGAUAUUAGAAACUUUCCACUUUCCAUCAAACAAGUUAACAAGUUUAGACUUACUUCACCCUCACUCAACAACUCUAUACUCAAUGUAUGUGUAACAUCUGCUCUUGAUCGAACGAACAUGGAAGAGUUUUGGAACUUUCUUCUCACUGGAUACCAAGGAAUUGAACAACGAGCUUACAGCAGCACUGGUUCAUGGAUACCGUUUAGAAUGUGUCGAUCAUCCAUUCAUACACAAUAUGGAUCUUCCUGUUUGCAUUGGGGAGAAACGGUGUGUCUAUCGACCAAAGAUUUUGCAAGUUUCCAAUUUGCAGUACAUGGCUCGAUUCUAGAAACAAGGUGUCCAGAGCUAUCAAAAAUGGUAGAACGAGAGAAAUUGAACAAUUGUAAUAGUAGUGAAAAUACCAAUGUGGCAUCCAUAUCCCUUAAUUUAUUAACCUUCGAGGAAUUGGCAGAGAUUAUAAGAAGAAUGUACGAUGGAUGCUAUAUAGAUCUUGUUACCUUUCGAAAAUUGUAUCACAAGCUCAAAGUUAUAGAGGUUGCUGACAAAGAAAAGUCAAAAAACAAACCAAAGAUCAUUAUGAAAGCAUUAUCCAAGUUAAAGAAGUUGAAAAAGUCGGAACAAUUUCGUUUCAACACCAGCAAUCCAGCAGAGUUGGUCGAAUACUCAAUGCUCUUUGAAGAAAAUCAGUCUACCUUACCAGAACUGUAUGAUAUUUUACUGUUUCAUCAAAAUGGAUCUCUUCAGGGAUACAAAUUCAUGUUAUCUAUACAUCUUCCUGGAUUCGUUCUUGAGAGAAAUUAUCACGUGCUGGUGCCAUAUUUCAAAAUCUCAUCGUAUCAAAAUGUUCUUAGAAUGUUGAAUCAUGUGAAGAAUAUUGAGAUUAGAGAUUGGGACGAUCUUGUGGAAAUGAUUUAUAUUUCAAAAAUGUGGAAAUUUGAUGAUAACUCGUUGCUUGUCGAGAGACUGAAAGGGCUAUUGAGGCACAUGCUGUCAUGUGAGAAUGUUGUAAAGUUUAUACCCUACUUCUCAAAGGAUUGUAUUGACUUUUCCACAUUACCUGAGCAUGAAACCCGAUUGUCCAAAAAGAAGUGGACACUUCUCGAUCGACUUCCUUCUGAUUGCACACACCACAUUUCAUCAUUCCUUUAUGGUUCUUUCAAGACAAAUCCAUCCAACUCUCUAAUUGAUCAAGAUUACUUGAGCUUUAUUUGCAGUCUAGGACAUACUGCCUUCUUCACCUUCCUUGCUAACAUCCCACAAACGAAUUUGAAGCAAUUUGUUUGGAAAACAAAACAUACUGAUUUUUCUCUGUUCUUGCGAGAGUGUCAGUUGUUCAUGGAGAAAAACCAGCUCAAAUAA